AUGUAUUUUCAAGUUCCUUGUAUAGAUGGCUUAAUUAUUGCAUUUGUUGUAACGUUCCAUCCGUUCUGCAUGAUAAUAACAUUUUUUCAAAUUCAACAUGCUACAUUAACUGACUUACUGACCAUACUUGAGCGCCAAAUCAAACAGAUGUUCGAGAGUUCGUCAGGAAGCCGGCUAGGCCUUACACUAAUGUCAAACAUGCUUCUAAUCAACAAAUGUGCCCUUGGAGCUGCCCCAGCAAAGAAUCCUAGUAUAGGCCAGUUCUCCGUCAUUUUCACAAGAGGCAAAAGAACAAAGAGCAAGGGCGGUCUACCACCUCUAGCUCAGAGGGUCAUCACCCAACUUAGUGUGUUAUCGGCCAGCAGAAAACAGCCCAAACUAUUAAAACUUUCAAGAGAAGAUUUGAUCAAACACGAAACGAUACAGCGCUGUUGGUCCACAUACCAAGCAGAGCUACGUGCAAAGCGUAACGAACAGCUGAAGUUGCAGUACAAGAGCAUUAGCAAAGCAAUGAACCUGCUGAGUGAAUUGAAUCCAAAAUUAUACGAAGCUGCCAAGUCAGAGGAGCAAGGUAAAAGAUUCCCCAUGGACCUGAGGGUCCCGACAGAGUACCCACCAAACAAAAUUUGGUAUCACGCCUUCAAGGAGAAAGAGUAG
Molecule: messenger RNA, 657 nt
Organism: Zygotorulaspora mrakii
Lineage: Eukaryota; Fungi; Ascomycota; Saccharomycetes; Saccharomycetales; Saccharomycetaceae
Gene: MRPL28
Product: mitochondrial 54S ribosomal protein mL40
Exons: 1
Coding region: 1-657 (218 amino acids)
Biological process (GO): mitochondrial translation
Molecular function (GO): structural constituent of ribosome
Source: RefSeq, a predicted model, not a curated record